This is a messenger RNA of Auxenochlorella protothecoides, 1002 nucleotides long. Its product is annotated as Ubiquitin carboxyl-terminal hydrolase 26. Gene Ontology annotation, biological process: protein deubiquitination. Gene Ontology annotation, molecular function: cysteine-type deubiquitinase activity; cysteine-type endopeptidase activity. The record is from RefSeq and is a predicted model, not a curated record. The coding region runs from base 1 to 1002 and encodes 333 amino acids. The transcript is spliced from 6 exons. Gene Ontology annotation, cellular component: nucleus; cytosol. NCBI's taxonomy places the organism in Eukaryota, Viridiplantae, Chlorophyta, Trebouxiophyceae, Chlorellales, Chlorellaceae.
AUGCAGCGCGGCGAUCUUGCCGUCCCUGUGGGGCUGGUCAACCUGGGCAGCACCUGCUACGCCAACGCUGUGCUCCAGACCCUGUACGCCAUCCCGCCCUUCCGGCAGGCCCUCUACGCCGCUCGGCCUCCACUGUCCCAGGAUCCUGUGGUGGCCCAGCUCAGGGAGCUGUUUGCGUGCAUGGAGUGGGGUAGGCGGGACCCACUAGACCCUGGGCCCCUGGUCGCUGCCCUGCAGCUGGACCAUGCUGUGCAGCAAGACGGGCAGGAAUUCAUGAAGCUCUUCCUCGGACUGCUGGAGGCCCGCUUCCAGGCACAAAACCCCCUGGAUGCCUUGCUCAGGCACCUGUUCCGGGGAGAGAGCGGGUACGAGACGCGGUGUUGCCGCUGCGGCCGUGCCUCGGCCUCCUCUGGGCGGCGAGAGGGGUACUAUGAGCUGGCGGUGCCGGUGUCGGGCUUCCAGACCCUGCCCGAGUCCCUGACGUCCCUGCUGGCCCCGGAAACCCUGUCCGGGUCCAACAGCCUGGCUUGCGAGUACUGUGGCACCAAGACGGAGGCUGAGAGGCAGCUGCGACUGGCCUCCACCCCGCCCCUGCUCUGCAUCAGCCUCCAGCGCUUUGUAUUUGAUUACCGGAAAAUGGACCGGGUGAAGAUCAAUGAGGCCCUGGCUUGCCCUUUGACGCUGGAUUUUGCGAGCAUCCUCUCGCCAGACCAGGGAGCUGCUGUGGCGCAUGUCAACCACUCCAUGUUUUCCUCACAAUACCCGGCUGGCAGCAGUGCCUGGUGGAGGUUUGACGACACCGCUGUAUCUGCCCUGGCCUCAGGCCCUCGUGCCUCAUCCGACCAUGGCUCCGCCCUCGCUCUGCAAGCAGCCAACGCCAAACUACCUCCGGAAGUGGCGGCCGGCUCCAUCGCCUCCUGCACUGCCUACCAGCUCUUGUACCGGAGGGAAGAUGCUGUGUUGCCGUCAGUCGCCCUUUCGGAGGCUGCCGAGGCCUGGUGA